AUGAGUGUGAGGGAGGCUAUGGAGCGGUCUCUUAAUGGUAGCAAGAUCAUACUCAGGUUGAAUGAGAAACUGCAAGUAGUCGGAGAUGGAGAUGGCCUGUUGAGUGGCAUUCUAGAAGCGUUGGGUUCUGAUUACAACAAAUUUCCUAUCUGUGAAAAGAUUUGGACAAAAAUGCAGGGCAAAGACAGGGUUUAUGAUGAUUGCAUAAAGGAGAUGUUCCACUUUCAGGAAGAUAGUGGUGGUAGAAUUAAGAAAACAUUUUUGCAACAAAUGGGGAGGUCCUGGAAGGAUACAAGGGGGAGGCUGUAUAACUCGUAUUACAAACUAACAAGGACUCUUGAGCAGAAUCUUGAGAAGCGCCCGGAGGGAAUUCCUAGAGAGCAUUGGAGGUGGUUCAUUGAUUAUCAUAAUGAUCCUGCAACAAAGGAAAAAAUAUCUGAGAUUGAGCAGCUGGAUAAAUCUACAAGAAUAUUGUCAGAAAAUGAUUCCCUUGCCCAAGCUCUUGGUAAAGAGCACUCGGGUAGAGUGCGUGGCAUAGGUUUCGGGCCGAUACCAAGUCAAUUCUUCCGUCCGAGUUUACAGCCACUGGUGGAUAGAGUUCAAGUAGAAGAGGCCAAAAGGAUGCUGUGUGAACUACAGGUGGAGGUGACGAACGAAAAAGUAAAAAGGAAAGCAAUGAAGGAUGAAUUAGCAGCAGCGAAAACAAAGAGGCAGACAAUAGAGAGUGUGCUGAGUUAUCUGGCCCAACAGCAAGGUGGGGAGCUGCCACCAGAGAACACUGCACGGAUGAAUUCUUUGGAUGGAUAUGGCGAAAAAUAG
Arachis stenosperma is the source of this 819-nucleotide messenger RNA. RefSeq lists its product as uncharacterized. The transcript is spliced from 3 exons. The record is from RefSeq and is a predicted model, not a curated record. NCBI's taxonomy places the organism in Eukaryota, Viridiplantae, Streptophyta, Magnoliopsida, Fabales, Fabaceae. Bases 1 to 819 code for a protein of 272 amino acids.